This is a messenger RNA of Cylas formicarius (sweet potato weevil), 546 nucleotides long. RefSeq lists its product as uncharacterized. Bases 1 to 546 code for a protein of 181 amino acids. The transcript is spliced from 4 exons. Gene Ontology annotation, molecular function: chromatin binding; protein binding. Gene Ontology annotation, cellular component: synaptonemal complex; cohesin complex. The record is from RefSeq and is a predicted model, not a curated record. Gene Ontology annotation, biological process: synaptonemal complex assembly; replication-born double-strand break repair via sister chromatid exchange; mitotic sister chromatid cohesion. NCBI's taxonomy places the organism in Eukaryota, Metazoa, Arthropoda, Insecta, Coleoptera, Brentidae.
AUGUUUUAUGAUCUCAUUCUUCUUCAUCCCCAACAUAAAUCGGGCCUGCGAUGGCCGUGGGUUGCGGGUACUCGUGGCGUAAAUGCGAUGAAAGUGCAAACUAUUCUAAACUGCAAUAUUACAAAAAUCAGUGAGCAGAUUGAGAUGUUCAUUAAAAGCGAAUCGCAUGAUGUAAAAAAGAGGUUUUCUCUGAGAUUUGGCGCUAUCCUUAUUAGCGGCGUCGUAAGGAUCUAUCAACGCCAGGUCAUCUUACUUUUCGAUGAAAUCAAAGCCGAACUGAUGCGGGCAAAGACGAUGACACCAAUCGAUUUCCCCAAACGAAAACUAAAACGCCCGCGACAGAAAAAAAUAAUAACCGAAACACCGGAAUCUAUCAUAGCUGUAGUAGACAAAAUCCCUGAGUUUGAGGGACCCGAUUUGGGUAUCGUCCAAGCGCGUCUCGAUGAGAUUACCUUGAGAGAACAAAUGACAGUACCAGUUCAGCAGAAUAUCGAGGCGUUUCCUGAUGAUUUUGGUCCGCCGAGGGAUGCAGAAGAUAUCAGGUGA